UUCUUCCCGAUUAUAAAUGGUGGCAAUAUUUAGAAUAUUAAUGAAUUUCUUCUUUAUUGAAUAUUUUAUGACUAUCACAUAUACACACUGAAAUCGACAAAAAUUUACCUACUUUCAAUUAUUUAGCUUUUAAUAAUUAUAUAAUCAAUAAUCAAUUGUUUAUUUGAAAUUAUUUAUAUUAAUUAAAAACUAUAUAUAGUGAACAAGAGAACAAUUUUACCAUUUUUCGAAUUUAUUUUUUUUUUUUGCCACCUUUUCUACUCAAACAAUUCAAUUGGGUGUAAAAAGACAAACGAGCUCCUGUUUGUGUGUGUGUGUGUGUGUUGGCAUUGUUGUUGUUGUUGUCAUGACCGUCACUGUGUUAUUAUAUUUGAUUCGAACACAACAAUAAAAGUAAAUGAAUUAUGGUGAAUGCACCUAAUGAUUCUGGUUUAUCAUCAUUAUUAUCAUCAACAUCAUCAUCAUCAUCAUCAUCAACAACAACAACAACAAUAAGAUCAUCAUCUUAUCCUUCAGAAAUGAAAUUAGAGGAAAAUGUUUUAUGUAAUUUUCAUGUGGCUAAAUUAUUCCAAGAUAAUGUUGAUCGUAUCAAUUCGAUCGAUUUUUCUCCAACGGGUGAUACAUUGAUUAGUUCAUCGGAUGAUGAUUCGAUUGUCAUCUAUGAUUGUGAAAAAGGAAUACAUAAACGAACAUUGAAUAGUAAAAAAUAUGGCGUCGAUUUAAUCCAUUAUACACAUGCACCGAAUACAGCCAUACAUUCGUCAAAUAAAGUGGACGAUACGAUACGUUAUCUUUCAUUACAUGAUAAUAAAUACAUUCGAUAUUUUCAUGGCCACACGAAAAAAGUCGUCACCCUAUGUAUGUCACCGAUCGAUGACACAUUCUUAUCUGGUUCGAUGGAUAAAACCAUUCGUCUUUGGGAUCUACGAUCACCAAAUUGUCAAGGCUUGAUGCAUCUAGUAGGACGACCGGUAGCGAAUUUUGAUCCCGAAGGACUUAUAUUUGCUGUUGGAUUGAAUAGUGAAACAGUCAAACUAUACGAUUUACGUUCAUUUGAUAAAGGUCCAUUCAAUGCGUUUAAACUGCAACAGGACAAAGAAUGUGAUUGGACCGGAUUGAAAUUUUCGCCAGAUGGUAAAAUUAUUAUGAUCUAUACCAAUGGUAAUGUCAUUCAUACUAUCGAUGCAUUUAUGGGCCGACCGCUACAAACAUUGAAAGGUCAUGUGAAUAAUAAAGGAUUACCGUUGGAAGCAUCGUUUACACCGGAUUCUCAAUUCAUAUUCAGUGGUUCAACUGAUGGACGUGUUCAUGCAUGGAAUGCAACAAAUGGAAAUUAUAUUUCCAAUUUCACAAUUGAUCCACAUCAAGGACCAGUACAAUGUGUACAAUUUAAUCCCAAAUAUAUGAUGUUGGCAUCGGCUUGUACGACGAUGGCAUUUUCGAUACCGAAAAUAGCAUCAACCAGUACAAAUGAAUUUCUUGAUUAAUGAACAAAGACAAAACCUAUUUAUUGAGAAAAAGUAACCAAACCAACAAAUGAAAUCAUUUCAUCAUGAUGUAAAUUUUUUUUUCUUUUUUUUUAAAUCUCAUGUCAAAUCACAUUUUAAAUCAUUUCAAUGGUGCUAUUAAUGACCAAUUGGGUGAUGGAUUCUGUACACAAUUAAAAUCAUCUAUACAAUUCCAAUUGUUCAA
This is a messenger RNA of Dermatophagoides farinae (American house dust mite), 1692 nucleotides long. RefSeq names its product WD repeat domain 82 (gene Wdr82). Gene Ontology annotation, molecular function: protein binding; chromatin binding. The record is from RefSeq and is a predicted model, not a curated record. Gene Ontology annotation, cellular component: Set1C/COMPASS complex. NCBI's taxonomy places the organism in Eukaryota, Metazoa, Arthropoda, Arachnida, Sarcoptiformes, Pyroglyphidae.